ACUCAAACGUUACUACAGCUUCAAAUCGAACUUUUAUCACCUGUACGCUCAGCUCUCUUCGCGCGUACAUCGCGAUGGCUUCGGGAAGCCCAGACGACUCUGGCAGGCAAGCUGCCCUUCCCUGGACACCUGACGUGUCCGAGAGUGCAACCGAAGCUCUCCAAGCAUUGGAUACUUACAAGAAGAAGGAUCCAUCUAAAGUGGUGGUUCGCUUCAAGGCGGUCGGUAACGCACCAAUCAUGAGGCAGAACUUUUAUAAGAUUACCGCCUCCAACCGUUUCCAGGCAGUGAUACAGUUUUUGAGGAAGGAGCUGGGCUGGAAAGCCGGAGAUCCACUGUUCACAUACAUCAAUCUCGCAUUUUCUCCCGCUCCCGACGACACAGUAUCAAAUCUCUACAAGUCAUUCGCUACGGAAGGACAUCUGAUAGUCAACUACAGUACGACGGCGGCAUGGGGGUAACAACACUCUUGCUAAACAGUGUAUAUAUAUAUAUUCGCACAGUUGUGUCACCGUUCAACAUUAUACUUGUCACAAGUUAAUACAAACUCUUCGUUCGUUAUGUCUGUUCCAGAA
Suillus fuscotomentosus is the source of this 575-nucleotide messenger RNA. Its product is annotated as putative ubiquitin-like modifier. The coding region runs from base 75 to 461 and encodes 128 amino acids. The transcript has 5 exons. The record is from RefSeq and is a predicted model, not a curated record. NCBI's taxonomy places the organism in Eukaryota, Fungi, Basidiomycota, Agaricomycetes, Boletales, Suillaceae. Gene Ontology annotation, cellular component: phagophore assembly site membrane; cytoplasm; Atg12-Atg5-Atg16 complex. Gene Ontology annotation, biological process: autophagosome assembly; C-terminal protein lipidation; autophagy of mitochondrion.